Molecule: messenger RNA, 738 nt
Organism: Pelobates fuscus (common spadefoot toad)
Lineage: Eukaryota; Metazoa; Chordata; Amphibia; Anura; Pelobatidae
Gene: MANBAL
Product: mannosidase beta like
Exons: 3
Coding region: 81-338 (85 amino acids)
Cellular component (GO): membrane
Source: RefSeq, a predicted model, not a curated record
GGAUUGCGUCAGAUCCAGUCUGUUGGAGAACCACUUCCGGUUUCCAGCUGUGGAUUCCUAUUGUCUGAUCCUCCUGCAUCAUGGCAGAACCUUUGGACCUCUCCCCACCAGACAUCCCAGAACCAAGCUUUUUGGAGAUGCUACUCCGCUAUGGCCUUUUUUGUGGAGCCAUUUUCCAGCUGAUCUGCAUAUUGGCCAUUAUCUUUCCAGGAAGCAAAACACAGGAUGUGGACACUGAUUCUACUGAAACCAAAGUAUCCGAGGUGAUCAGAAAACCCAAAAUGCCAGCAGUGCCCACUGGUAAAAAACAAAAGAAGGAAACAAAGAAGAAGAGGUGAGAAAAGGGAGCGCAAAAGCCAGCCUCUCCUGCUACCCAUGCAAGCACAUCAAGGCCGUAUACACCUCCACUGCUAUUUCCUGCAGAUCAUUUACAGCACUUCUUUUUAUUUGCAUUUUUCUACAGUUUUUGUACUGCGUAACAUACCAGACGGACCUGACUCAUGGUUUAUUGUUCAUGAUACAAACUUAUUGACCUGUAAAAUAUCAGUAUAACGUAUUGGUGGUUUUUUUUUGUGUGUGUAAUACUGAACAUAACAUUUUGCUCUGCUGAUUGUAAUAUCUGUACACGCUGACUAUGCAUGGUGAGUAUUAUACAAACAUAUCUGUUUUGUAUUUUAAAUGGAUUGUGCCGAACAGAUAUAACAUUAAAUAAAAACUCUAGAACAGUUAUAUAGCUAA